Salvia hispanica is the source of this 1164-nucleotide messenger RNA. The record is from RefSeq and is a predicted model, not a curated record. Lineage: Eukaryota; Viridiplantae; Streptophyta; Magnoliopsida; Lamiales; Lamiaceae.
AUGGCAUCCAAGCAGCUCGACUUCUUAACUAGCAAGCUUGGUUUUAUGGAAACAAAGCCAUCCGGGCUCGAAAGUCAACAAGGGCUUGAAGAUGUGAACUACAUUCACCAUGGUGGCAAUAAUGGAAACUUCAACAUCCCAACCAAGGGGGUUUACAACCACUAUGGGAACAAGGUGUAUCCCAACUUGCCUUACGGGAAUGCCAACAACGCUCUGCAGCCCCCACCAAGAUUCCAAGUGUCUAAUGGCCAAGUCAAAGAGUUGAAGAAGGCCGAGCUUGAAGAAGUCUUGAUGACAUUUAUAAAACACACAGACGAAUGCAUGACACAAUCUAAUCAGAGGUUGGAUAGGGUAGAAGCUAAUGUGGAAGGUUUGAACAUACACAUGAAGAGCAUCGACACUCAACUCAAUCAGAUUUGCCAAGCUAUGGGAACUCUACCCAAGCCUGGGCAAUUUCCUGGUAAUACAAGUAUCGAUCCCAUCAAACACAAAGAGUGCAAAGCCAUCUGCGCGAGCAUUAAACCCGAUAAAGUGGAAGAAGGGAUGGAUAAAGAGACUGCAGAUGAUAGUGCUUUUGAGGAAGAAGAGAAACGACCAAAGCCACCUCGAUUGGAGCCAUAUACUCCUAAGAUACCAUUCCUGAGCCAGAUCAAGAAGAAGAUUGUGGAUGAAAAUUUUGAAAAAUUGUUGGACAUCUUCAGGAAGGUGAAUGUGAAUAUCCCACUAGUAGAGGCUCUACAACAGAUGCCCAAGGAUGCAAAGUUCCUAAAAGACGUGAUCUCCAAGAAGAAAAAGUGGGUGGAGUAUGAAACUGUGAGCAUGUCGGAAAAUUGCAGUGCCAUAAUCCAGAAGAAAUUGCUUGCAACGCUCGAAGACUCUGGAAGUUUCAACAUAUCAUGUGUUAUUGGUGAUGAUAAACACACGAAGGCACUUUGUGAUUUGGGUGCUAGCAUCAACUUGAUGCCUCUAUCCUUCUUUAGAAAGAUGAAAAUCGGCACUCUCAAGCCGACUAGAAUCACGCUCCAAAUGACCGAUAGAUCUGUCACCUAUCCUAAAGGAAUCAUUGAAGAUGUGUUGGUGACUUUAUAUUUCCCGUUGAUUUUGUUGUGCUUGACAUGGAAGAACAUUGGAAUGUGCCGCUUAUCCUUGGUCGGCCUUUCUUAG